AUGUCUCGCCACCACCCCGACCUCGUCAUGUGCCGCAAGCAGCCCGGCAUCUCGAUCGGCCGCCUCUGCGACAAGUGCGAUGGCAAGUGCCCCGUGUGCGACUCGUACGUGCGGCCCACCACCCUCGUCCGGAUCUGCGACGAGUGCUCCUUUGGCAACUACCAGAACAAGUGCGUCGUCUGCGGCGGCGAGGGGAUCAGCGACGCGUUCUACUGCUUCGAGUGCACGCGCCUGGAAAAGGACCGCGACGGGUGCCCCAAGAUUAUAAAUCUAGGCAGCUCCCGGACAGAUCUGUUCUACCAGAAGAAGACGAAUCGGACGACGAAUUACUAG
Microdochium trichocladiopsis is the source of this 333-nucleotide messenger RNA. RefSeq names its product PHF5-like protein. The record is from RefSeq and is a predicted model, not a curated record. The transcript has a single exon. Gene Ontology annotation, biological process: mRNA splicing, via spliceosome. Gene Ontology annotation, cellular component: precatalytic spliceosome; catalytic step 2 spliceosome; U2 snRNP. The coding region runs from base 1 to 333 and encodes 110 amino acids. Lineage: Eukaryota; Fungi; Ascomycota; Sordariomycetes; Xylariales; Microdochiaceae.